ACACGCUGCUAUCAAUUGCGGGACGAAUAGGUAUUUAUAUUGCCAUACCGGCUUAUACAGUUAACCACCUCCCGGCUUCGAGUAAACAUAUAAAACACUCGAAAAAGGGGAAACCAUCACAGAAAACAUCAUAUAAUUCAAUCAUAUUGGGGAAGGAUUUCAUUAAUAGCUGCCGUCGCAUGGAAUCUUAGCAGAUUUUAGUCAUCUGUCAAAGACCUAACGCAUGUAUAUAAGGAAUUUCCCAUCUUGAAGAAUUUCAUCUUGUUUAUCCUCUAUGCAUCUGCCAAUUCAUGUAAAAACUACCCAACGCGCCAAGAACAAGAUGCCGGCCGUUUCCAGAGAUGUUCUCGCAAAACGACUGCGCCAGAAUUGGUUGGCCAAGAACCCCCUAGAUACCUGCAGUAAUGGUGGAGUCAACCUGGACGACAGUCUCACGAGCCUGAGCUGGUUACAGAAUUUAAAUAUCAUGAAGAUUGGCACCGGUGCCCCAACUCCCCCUCCCAGUCCCAUUCCCCAAGAAACAGUGGUAGUCAAGAACAUGUUUCCUCAAUUGACUACAAUUCAACCACCAAAGCUAGACUCGCGAUUAAAUUACAACGAGGUAACGUCCUUCAACAACGGGUAUGCCCAAGAUAACAUCGAUUACAAGAAUAACCCGUAUGUAAAACCUCCGUAUUCCUACGCAACUCUUAUCUGCAUGGCCAUGAAGGAGACGAAGAAAAAUAAGAUCACUUUAUCAGCAAUUUACAAUUGGAUCACCGAUAACUUCAUGUAUUACAGAAUGGCGGAUCCUAGCUGGCAGAAUUCCAUCCGACAUAAUUUAUCCCUAAAUAAGUGUUUUGAAAAAGUGCCCCGUCGUAAAGAUGAACCAGGAAAAGGGGGUUUUUGGAGGAUUAACCCCGAAUUCAGUGACAUGAUAGAAAAUGGCAUCUUUAAGAAACGACGUGGUAGUCGAGAUUGUUGUCCCGCUCCUGCCCCUAAAAGAAUAAAACGUGAAGAAGAAACGUUCGCAGCCUUAAAUGGAAACCUAGAUGACGAAAAUCAAGUUCUAGUUAAUGGUAGUGUACUUUAUUUUGGUGUCCAAGAAGAAGAUCAAGAACACUCCGAUAUUAAAACCGAUUUUAAUUGGACCUCCAUUUUACAACAAGACAUUGAGGUAGGGGGUGUCCGAAUCAAAACCGAACAAUUAUUAGACGAAGAUGAUGCUGCUAGUCCUAUUUUAGCCAUGAGUCCCCCUAGUUCUGAGUCCAACUCGGAUGAUCUGGGUCUAGAUGAUCUUCUUGCUCAAGCUGACUUUACUAACGGUGUACCCAAUUCCCAACAAUUUAGCGAUAACCCCUUAGAUUUAACCGUUACUGGACACAAUAUACGAGCACCUGACUGGUGGGAAGAAGCUUUAAAUGUUGGCGGAGAUUCCGGUAAACUAGCGGAUAUCACUCAUCAUCAAAAUCAUGGACUUAAUACACCAGUUUACUCAUCAUCGCCUGUUUAUGAAAGUGAACAAAUAUGGAUCCCGGCAAUGGAUGACGUGGGUAGUGCUUUCGAUAUGGAUAACCUGUUUGACAUUGAUAAUAUACCCAGUCCUUAUAACAUGUGAAACUCAUAAUUAUACAAAAGGUGCUUUAUAACUACUUUCAUAAAAAUAUGAGUGUUUCCCAACAUCAAGAUAUAAAAACCAAUAACAGGACAGUGUUUAAUAAAAGCUAGUGUGGCGAUCUAUUUGUUGUCGCAAGCAAUGAUUAAGUAUGUUGUCUAUUAAUGUAUUAGAAAAUCAUGCCCAGUCAUGUCUUGAGCAGUGAAAGAAUACGAAACGUUGGCUUUAUUAUUGAAGAUAUAAUGUGGUAAUGCCCUGAAGGACAUCACGUGAUAUUCAUGAGAUUGCGAUAUGGACGCUAUAUAAUCAGUUCCGAUUUCACAUUUUUGAGGUGAAUGCCUGUUUGUUUUGAAUAAAACAUUAUAUCAUUAAUCCAUAAAGUCAUGUGAACUUGUGGAGAAAUCGAUGACAUUUUGUGUACAUGUACACACAUGGAUUGUUAACCACGAGUUCGACUGUGAAUUCGUGUGAUGUAUUAAUCCGAGCCCAAUCACAACUCCGUCCAUUGUUGAUUAGUGAUUGUAUAUUUUUUGUUUGCAUAAUACAUUUAAUCAUUUUGUCAUUUUCCUGAAAGAUUUAUUGAUCCAUCUAUCACAGAUUAUUCUCGUUGAAGACAUUUUGAAAAGUGUUUGAAUGAGAUCUAUCGCCAUUAAUCAAUGAGAUUGUGUGUGUCACGUGAUUGUGUGUCACGUGACACACACCUUCCUUCAUUAAUCUGUAUGUAUGUAACACUCAUUAAAUGAUCACACUGUUUGUGAAUUCCAUUCUUGAAAACGUGACAGUGUAUGUAACAUUCCGUCCCAUUAUCCAAUAAAGUACCAGUAAUAAAUUAUCUAUGAAAGGCCAGUUUGUAAACAACAUUCCCCCCUUCUAUAUGAUAUUAAUUCCGUUGUGUUAAACAUUCAUCCAAUUUGGAAUUCCGUUUCUCUCCAAUGAUAUGUAUUUACAUGUAUUUAGAAAGUUUCAGAAGUAUUUAAUAUAAUUACGUUGAAGUCUAUGGCACUUGGGUUUGAAGUGACAUUUCUCUACAAAUGAUAUUUCAGAAAGUUCAAAAAUUUAAAUUAUGUUGAAGAGCUCAAAGGGUUAAAGUUAAAAUCUACUGCACUUUCUUGUUUGAAUUUUGAAGUGACAUUUCUCCAUAAAUGCUAUUUGAAAAAGUUGAAUAAUUUAAAUUGCUUUGAAGUGUUUAAAAUGUUAAUGUUAAAUUCUGCUAGACUUUUUUGAAGUGUCAUUUCUUCCCAAUGAUAUUUUAAAAAGUUCAAGACUUAUUAAUUAUAAACAGGGGCCUGUUUCACGAAAUUUUAACUAAGAUAAAAUCCAAAUUUGAGUAAUUUGAUUGGGUAAUAUUAGAUUGAUUUUAGUGCUUAGCCAAUCAAAAUUGAAAUAUCUCCUAAAAUUUGGAAUUUAUCUUUUAGUUAAGAUUUCGAAAAACAGGACCCUGAACAUAAUUCCGUUAGAGUGCUCAUAGGAUUAAUGUUAAAUUCUACUGCACUUUGGUGUGUUUUGGUAUAGAAUAUAUCCUAUAUAUGUGUUAGUAGUUAAAUCUAUUAGUGCAUCUAGAAUUUACAAACAGUAUUUAAUUCUAUUAAACAGUAUUUGUAUUAUUAAAAUGUGCUAAAUGUGUACAGCAUUCGGUAAGCCAGUAUUUUGUAUAGUAACAGACCUGAUAAUUAUUUUUUCUAGAAUGUGAUAUUUUGAAGUGCUUAUUUCUCAAGAUAAUAAAUAUACUGGUAUGAACUGUGAUCCAUUGUUUUCACUGUGUGUCAAUAGAAUUACAUCUAUAUCUAUAGUCUUUUUCAUAUUACAUAUUGCUUGAGUAUGUUUGACUUGUUUAUAUCAUAGAUUGUACAUAUUUUCAGAGUUGUUAUUUAUUUGAACAAAAACAUAAGAUUUGUAUUUUUCUAUUGGAAUUUGUUGCGAUUUUCAGUUCAAAUUAUUUGUUUGUAACAAACAUAAUAAAGUUGGUCUGAAAUCAUA
This is a messenger RNA of Patella vulgata (common limpet), 3571 nucleotides long. Its product is annotated as forkhead box protein J1-B. Lineage: Eukaryota; Metazoa; Mollusca; Gastropoda; Patellidae. The record is from RefSeq and is a predicted model, not a curated record. Gene Ontology annotation, biological process: regulation of DNA-templated transcription. Gene Ontology annotation, molecular function: sequence-specific DNA binding; DNA-binding transcription factor activity. The transcript has 3 exons. The coding region runs from base 275 to 1597 and encodes 440 amino acids.